This is a messenger RNA of Dicentrarchus labrax (European seabass), 918 nucleotides long. RefSeq lists its product as uncharacterized. The coding region runs from base 49 to 744 and encodes 231 amino acids. The transcript has 6 exons. NCBI's taxonomy places the organism in Eukaryota, Metazoa, Chordata, Actinopteri, Moronidae. The record is from RefSeq and is a predicted model, not a curated record.
AAGGAAAUAACACAUCAGGCACCCUGGGAGGGAGACAAAUGAGCAGGGAUGGAGGGAGAGAGGGAGGAACAGGAAGAGAGCAUGCAAAGUGGGACGGCUUCUACCCAGGUUGACACACUGACUCAGAACUGCAGUGAGGAGAGCGACGGGCCUCAAAACCUACAGGAACCAGAGGAGGCCGACCAGACAGUGGGCAGUGGGGCCUGUAAUGGAGAGGAAGAAGCCAGCCAGGCUGGGGAGGAUCUAUGUAUCAGCGACACAGAGACCUUACCACAGGAGACUCUGAUAGCCACAAACACACAGGACGAUGCUGACUGCCUCCCAUUGUCCCCCCUGCCAACAGAGGAAGAGCUGACCCCCCCUUCAGCGUCAUCUCAUCCUUCCAACACACAGAAUCGCCCGUCUGAACCCUGCUGGUAUUGCCUGAGGUCUCUUGACUCAGAGUAUCGUCCUGAAACUCCUAAACAGGAAGACUCCAAUCCUUUGUCACCCCUUCCCUCUAGUGGCCAGAAAGUGAGCUACCAGACAGACCCUCGACCCCAUUUUGGUGUAGCUUGGUCCUCCCACUCCACAUGUCGCCCUUUGUGGGGCAGCGAGGGGCCCUGCUGGGGGCAAAGAAACCAGGAAGUGCCCGAUCAGACGCACACCUGCCCUCACUGCCAUCUGGGGCUGCCCCCUGACACACUGCGUUGGCAUGAGGCCAAGUGUCUACUGUUUGAAGGGCUGAGGAACUCAAAGAAGUAAAUGGAGUCGUCAUCAGUGAAAAAUGUUGCUAGAAUUUUGUAAAAUAUAAUGCUGUCUACUCUGUGUAUUCAUGCUCUCAGGAAAUACUUUGCACCUAAAAGUUAUGUGCAAUAUCUGUCUCUGCUAGUAAAGAACUAUAUGUUAACACCCAAGUUAGCCAUGCUCCUUUCUUAU